Messenger RNA from Fomitiporia mediterranea MF3/22, 3534 nucleotides. Its product is annotated as transcription factor. Bases 1 to 3534 code for a protein of 1177 amino acids. The record is from RefSeq and is a predicted model, not a curated record. Gene Ontology annotation, biological process: nuclear-transcribed mRNA catabolic process, nonsense-mediated decay. Gene Ontology annotation, molecular function: RNA binding; protein binding. Lineage: Eukaryota; Fungi; Basidiomycota; Agaricomycetes; Hymenochaetales; Hymenochaetaceae. Gene Ontology annotation, cellular component: cytoplasm; exon-exon junction complex. The transcript is spliced from 19 exons.
AUGGCCUCAGAAGUGGCGAGUACCGUACAAACGGUGGGUACCAAGGACAGGGAAGACGAGGAAUACAUUCGACGCAAUCGGCGGAAAGCAUUGAAAGAACUCAAUCUAGGAAAUCAUGGAGAAGUAUCAUCCAAGAACUUGGAUUCAUCGUUGAAGCGUCACACUGCACUCAUCAAGCGGAUGCGCCAAUCAAUAGGCACUGAAAAUAAUGAACAGAUCAUGAAAGAUAUCACGUCAUUGUCACUAGAGAAGUACAUUGAUGAGCUAGCUAGCGCGGCGCAUGAGGGUAUUGCGCGCUGCAAGACUGAAAGGGAUGUGUGGAGCGCCGUCGAGAUUAUCUCUGCUCUCCACCGUCGUUUCCCAAAGGGUUUCACUCCUGCAAUUAACGCGCUUCUCAGCACAGCUCUUCUUCCUCCUCAGCGCACAGUCGUAUCGUCUAUUGGAACGCAAAAUCCUGCAUCCACGCCUGCGGGUAAUGUUGCAGGUACCGCGAGUAAUGCAACAAUCACACCAGAGCAAAAGGAGAAAGAAGAUGCCGCUCGAGUGACCAGACAGAGACCUGUGUUGCGUGUAUGCGCUGAACUGGCUCUGGUCGGAAUCAUUAGAGAUGCACCCGGGAAGAGCGGAGGUGAAUGGAUGAUGAAGACACUCAAGGAUCUACUUUCCAAUGAUCCUACAUUGUCUUCGUUGCCAUUAUUAACUACAUUUCUAAAAUCUUAUGCGAGACCCUUUCUUGGAAUCACCCCUUCAACAGGGUCAAAGGCACAGAUUCCUGAAGGCACGACGACGGACCUUGUUGCUGCUGUCGCAAGGCAAAAUGCGGAUGGCUUUCCCCAACUAGGCACGGAUGGCGAAGAAGACGAGUUGGUUGAGAAAGAAACAAGGGCACGUUUCAAGAGGAUGUGUGAAGGUUACUUUGAAAGCGUUUCGAAAAAGCUUGUUAUCGAGCAUAAACGUUUGCAAGAGCAGGAUCGCAAGAACCAUGAAGCAUAUAUCAGAUCUGGAGAAAUUUUCGAGGAUCGUCAACAAUCGUACGAGAAGAUGACUAAGUCAUACGAGAAACUACUCUCAAGCUGUCAAACACUCUCUGAGCUUCUCAAUCUUCCUAUGCCAACUCUGCCAGCCGCAACACAAAAGAAUGAUACAAUUAUUGUCUCUGCAGCUGGCCAGCAAACAACGCAAGAAGAAAUUUAUGUGAUUGGUGGGAAAUGGGAAGAUGAAGAAGAACGUCGAUUUUACGAGGAUAUCCAGGACCUUCGUGACUUUGUGCCGAAGAGCGUGCUGGGGCUCGAUGAGACAGAUGGCCAGCAACCAGACGAGAAAUCCGGACUAAACAAGACAAAGGACGAGGAAUUAGAAAAGGAGAAGAAAAGGCAAGAGGAGAAGGAAGCCAGGGAGCUAGAAAAGGAGCUGAAGAGAUUAGAACUCGGACAUGAGGCAAAAGAUGAGACCAGAAAUGAUAAUGCACCUGACGAGGUUGAAAUGGAGGACGACAGUGCUGUUACUCCAGUUCCCUCACCACCAAAGUCGCCUUCACCGCCACAAUCUCCAUCACUCGCACCUCAAGGGCCUUCGCAACUGCUCACUGCACUAUUGGCACGCCUUCCGGAUUGCACUAACCGUACAUUGAUCGAUUCUGCCGCGGUCGAAUUCGCUUUUCUGAAUUCGAAGGCGGCACGGAAGCGUCUUGUUAAGUUUAUGACACAAGUCCCAAAGAACAGGACAGACUUGUUGCCUCAUUACUCUAGACUAGUCGCAACUUUGCAUAAGUACAUGCCUGAUGUCAGUGCAGACCUGAUCGCAUCUUUGGAGGAAGAGUUUCGCUAUCUCCAGCGGAAGAAAAAUGUAGUGAAGGAAUUCGCUGAGACUCGUCAGAAGAACAUCGCGUUCAUCUCAUGCUUAACGAAAUUUGGAGUCGUUCCGACGCACGUUAUACUGCAUAUAUUUAAAGUCUGCCUGGAUGAUUUCUCUGGAGUAAAUAUCGAUAAUCUUGCGAUGUUGCUUGAGGGUUGCGGUCGCUAUCUUUUGCGAAGCGAUGAAACAAAAGAUCGAUUCGUGACUAUGAUCGAGCUUAUGCGGCGAAAGCAGAGCAUGCAGCACUUAGAUCCAAGACAGACUCUGAUGCUGGAAAACGCCUAUUAUCAGUGUAACCCUCCAGAGCGAGCGCCUAUCAAGGAGAAGGAACGUACACCCAUGGAGCUGUUCAUCAGACAUCUUGUCUACGACGUCCUUACAAAGAAAACGAUUGACAAGGUCCUGAAACUCAUUCGCAAGCUCAAUUGGGAUGACGCUCAAGUGGUCCGUGCGCUGCACAAUGCAUUCACCAGACCAUGGAAAAUCAAAUACAGUAACAUCAGCUUGCUCGCCAUGUUGGUUUAUGACUUGCAGCGUUACCAUCCUGAAUUCUCCGUUGCCGUCGUCGAUCAGGUCCUUGAAAACGUGAGGAGAGGAAUGGAAACUAACGCUUACAGAGAGAAUCAGCAACGGGUCGCCACGAUUAAGUACCUUGGGGAGCUUUACACCUAUCGUGUCAUUUCUUCAAGUAUUAUUUUUGAUACUCUCUGGAGUCUGGUGACUUUUGGGCAUCCCGAAGGACGUCCUUUACCCGGUCAAGCAUGUCCUCUCGAUAUGCCGGACGAUUUCUUCAGAAUUAGACUCGUCUGCGUGCUGUUGGAUACAUGUGGCAUGUGCUUUGACAAGGGAUCUCAGAAGAAGAAAUUAGAUAAUUUCAUGAUAUUCUUCCAGUUGUAUGUGUUUACGAAAGAGAACCUUCCCAUGGAGGUCGAAUUUAUGUUGGAAGACACAUUGGAGGCAUUGAGACCGAAAAUGAAUAAACUGAAGGACUUCGAGGAAGCGGCCCAUGCUGUGGAUGAACUCUUCACACAAAUUCUUCACACUAACGUUAAUGAUGCCGAGGGUGAGGACAGCGGAGAAGAAAGCGAUGAGGACCGCGAAGGCGACGAUCGAGUGGGUUCUGAGGAAGACGAAGAUGACGACCAAACUGUGUCCGAGUCCAUGACCAAUGAGCGACCUCCUUCUCCGGACACUUUAGUUCUCCUGAACGCACCGGAAAAUCUGGGCCCUACAGAUGAAGAUGAAAAUGAAUUUGCGAAGGAACUUGCCAAGAUGGUCACGGAUUCGGCCGCAGAAGCGAGAAAGGUCGAUAAGCGAACAGCCCAGGCGCUGUGGGACUCGGCAACGAUGCCGUCAGGCUUUCGGAAAAAGAAAUAUGAUAAUAGUGAUGAGGAUGGAGACGUAUCAGACGAUGGUGAAUCGGAGAACCAGGAGACCAUGAAAUUCGUUGUUCUUACGAAGAAGGGAAACAAGCAACAGGCUAAGAAGAUUGCGAUUCCAGCUAAUACCGCGUUAGCUGCGCAGACCCGAAAUGCACAGCUACAGGACAAAGUCGAGCAACAGCACUUGAAGAAACUCGUUCUCGAUUAUGAACAGCGCGAGGAAGUGGAAGAAUUCAAAGGCAGGUCUCUUGAGUCCCGGACCCGAAACGGUGCAAUCAAGAUACGAUACGUUGGAUAA